Sodiomyces alkalinus F11 is the source of this 4257-nucleotide messenger RNA. RefSeq lists its product as hypothetical. The transcript is spliced from 14 exons. The record is from RefSeq and is a predicted model, not a curated record. NCBI's taxonomy places the organism in Eukaryota, Fungi, Ascomycota, Sordariomycetes, Glomerellales, Plectosphaerellaceae. The coding region runs from base 1 to 3825 and encodes 1274 amino acids.
AUGGACUACUUCCGGACUGAAGAGGGCGAAGGGACAUCAGAACCUGCUGAACCUUUCCGACGAGAUAAACGCGGCCGUCGUCGUCACGACCAGAUGUCUCUGCCCGUCGUGAUGGAGGUCAUUGGCAUUGGGGGUGGAGCGAGAAGGGCAACUCGCCCGACUGCCAUCUACAACGCGCCGAAUGGAAAUAGCGGAGGCUACUGGGGCAAAACAUGUGACGACUGCAAUAUGCAGAUGUUCGACGAGUUUGAUAAGACUUGGGCCCCACUUGCUGGGGGACAAAGCGUGUUUUCUCUCUUCCCACGUCCCGUCCUCGUCCCUCGUCCCUCGUCCCUCGGGAACACUCGAGCAGGCAACCUCCACCAGAUUGCUACCAUUACAUCGCUCCCCUCGGUCUUUUGCCCACAUCCAGGUGCAGCCGGCAUUACGAAGGAGCAAAGCCGCCCACCGCUCAAGUUUUCCAUGACACGGUUGGGCCGUUGGCCCCCCCUCACCCAAUGGGUGCGCGUCGUUUCUUCGCCGGUGGGCUCGGUCCCAAGGCUGGAGGGGGGAGACAGCCUGAUACUCGAGUGCCGACUACAACCCCCUGAUGGAUGCCUCAACGGAAGGCUACUGAGAAUUCACCAACGAGCACUCCACGUCUCGGAAACCAAAACACUACGCGACUGCCGCUCUCUAAUUACAACGUACAUUCAUACCAUCCGCACCCCUGGUCUUGAAAGAGCGGCGCGUCGGACCCUGUCGAGCGUCAAGGAUCUGGUCCAGGUCGGGCAAAGAUACGCUGCGAGGGGGGACCUUUCGUCCCUCUCCCCAGUCAAUAUCCAUCCAUACCUUACCUGUUAUCCUGACGAUCCGUAUCCCCCGUACUACCCGGCCCCCCCCUCGCUCUUCUUCCCCCUCGGUUCUGCGCGGUUGCGGUUGUGUGUCCACUAUCACAAAUACCCCAAUAACAAUAACACCCACUCGUUAUGGCCUGCGCGAAACCUGGGGUCUUGUCAACAACCAAUCCACACGAACGCCCACUCGGCCACCAAAUCAUCUGUCAGACGACCUCGAUUUCGUGAGCAUCCGAGAGAUGCCUUGAUUGUCUUCGACGCAAACCGCCCUUCUCUCACACUAGCAUCACUCUCGGACAGGAGUUCAGGUCGACCAUCGACGCAGACUGUCAUCCCUCAUCUAGCCGCCAUGGUCGGCCAGGAUGAGGCCUCCUCAGGGCCGAAGCCAUUUGAAGCCUUCCGUAAUCGGACACCGCCCCAUGCGAGAAGAGCCAGGCCGCCCGAUGUCCACCUUGUCAGUCUACCCGAGGAUAGGGUCCCUCUGCGAGCAGACAGGAUGCAGAAGCGCGAAUCCCGCCUCGGCUUGCGAAACCUCUUCAGCCGGUCAAAAAGUUCCAGGGAAUCGCCGCAAGACGUCUCUUCACAAAUGGAACUCAAUCGACCAGGCGGGCUGCGUACUUCGUUGGUCGCCAUUACCCAACAACAGCAACAGCAACAGCAACAGCAACAACCUCAUACACAGACGACGCGACUGAAAAUCAGCUCGCCAAUGCCGGUGCAAACUGUACCUCGACCGUCGCAUGCGGCCCAUAACUCUUCUCCCCAGGUCCAUCGGUCCCCCGGGCUCAUGACGCUUCCGAGCGGGGUUAGGGCUAAGAUGGAGCCCGCACUGGCUGCCAAGCAGCCUCGCGGUCAUAUAGGGACCUGGGACCCGCCGCCCUUGUUCAAGGCGUAUCCCCAGGCCGUGAAAUACGCACAUUUACCCGCGACUGUCAUCUCGGCCGACGCCAUCCUGCGACAGAAUGACCGCAAAGGGAGCGGAGGGACCUGGGAAGAUUUGACCCAGUCAAGGCGAGACCAGGACGGGGACCAGUCGGGCAAGAGGAGGCAUCGGAGGAAUACGUCUGAAUCCCAAAGCAAGCUCGAUUGGACAAGCAAGGUGUACCUUUUGUGCACGUCGGGCUACCUGUUGCAAUACUCGGGAGAAGGCACUUAUGACCGCUUGCCGGAAAAAAUACUCCAGCUGGGGAAGGACUCGGCGGCUUUUGUGAGCGAUGCCAUCCCUGGCCGGCAUUGGGUGCUGCAGGUCUCGUCGUUCAUGGACGCCAACGGACCAACGCAAGACUCGCGCUCGCUGUUCUCCAAGUUGCCGUUCCGGGGGUUCGAGAAGAGACAAACCUCCAACCUGCUACUCGUAUUCGAAAACGUCGAAGAUAUGGAAGGGUGGAUUGCCGUACUGCGCCGCGAGAUCGAAGCCCUCGGCGGCAAGAAGAGCACGUCCGAGACGGGCCAGCCGAAAAGGGAAGGAGACCGCAUACAGCUGAGGCUUCAACCCAGCCAGCGGACGCUGGUCGUUCGGGACCCGGAUCGGUUUUCGCGCGUCAUUCCGCCAGACUUUUCGUGGCGUUCCGAACAGGAACAAGUCCGGGACACUGGUCAAGACGGGGAUCUGGAUCGGAACCAGGACGAUGCGGAUGGCUCCGUCGUUAUCGUCGAGUCGGAGGCUACCCCCGAGACCGCCAUCGAUGAUGCUUCCACCACGAACAGCGUGGUGUCUCACGAUGGAUGCCAGCUCGACAGUCUCAGGCACAGCGCUAAUCGUCUUUCCUGUAUUUCUUCCGGGCAGCGGACCGUCUUCACGUCCUCCAGCUCAUCACCGCCCUGUUCGCCAAUACGGGACUUUUUCGACGUACCCUGCCUCGAACCCCCCCCACUGUCCAUGUCAACUACACCUCAGCUUCGACCGCGCCCCAACGCUGCAGCCAUCUUAGAUCGGCGGCAAUCCAUGCAGACCAUGAACCUCAUGGACCUUGGCAAUGGGACAUAUGCCCCUCGUCUGCAGGCGCCGAGCUCACAGCCACCAACGCGCACCUCAACGCCGAACUUUAGCGUCCCCAUCAGUAAACGUUUCAGCCUCGUCAAGUCAACCUCUAUCGAGCCGAGUGCGCCUGUCACAGCUAACUCGCCACAAUUGGAAGGCUCCGCCCCCAGACCGACAAGAAGGGCACCUCCGACAACAUUCUCCCUGGCACGGCCACUGUCGAUUGUCGCAGACCGACCGACGACGCCCAUGGUGGCUAACGUAGAGGACGGCGAGGGCCAAGCUACUGCAAAUUCUGCCAUGCGUGCUCAACCCAGAGCGGAUCGACCGACGAGUGUGAACCAAGGCCCGCAAGAAGAUACUUUCCUGCUGCCCGUUUCCGCCUCACGCCCCGCCCACCGCAAGAGCCUGGCCCUUGAGAACCAGCACCUAGCUGUUCUGGAUGCCCACCUCAGUCCUCCUCGGAAAGCCUCGAGCAUGCGGAAUAUCCGACGCGAGGACCACCAGCCGGCCCCUAUCAGACCACCCGAGUUUCAACAUCUGGCGCGCACCAAUUUACCGUCCCCUCCUACAUUGCCACACAUGUCAGAGGAACCCCGGCGGUGCCUGUCCCCAAGGGAUGGCUACGCGCCCAACAAAUCUUGUCCAAUGCACAUAGACCAUUUCCGGGGAAGAAAGACGUCCAGUGUCUGCAUAGAGACUUCCAAACUAUCAUCGUCGCUCGACAGGCCGAUACGGUAUUCCAUGAUCCACCCAUCGGAUAUUCAAAACCACUCUGGGUUCUUCAGCCACAACGUCCCACCGAGAGAGGAACACCGACAGAUUCGGGCAUCGUCCACCGCUCCCAUUUGUAGGAUGUGGAGGAGACAACCCGAAGUUGACUUGGAGUUGCAAGCACAGACGCGGCUCAACCGGCGGAGCAUGCCGCAGCUCAUGGAAGGGCCCCCUCCAGCACCUCCGCCAACUUGCUCCCUACCGCCUAUUCCUCAAAAACAACGGGCUUUAUGAGUCCUGAGCCCAUCCUGUCGCCACCCCCCCUUCCCUCAGUAGUGAGAUCACUACUGACAGUCAUCCAAUCUUCUAUUUUCCUAUGUACGGCUUACCUGAUCUUACACCUUGCCCGGGUGAAGAUUCUCACGACGAGAUGGCGUUUAAAUGUACGAGAUACCGCUUUAUAUCAUGAUGAGUGGUCCGGGAGAUAGAGACCCACGGGCAGUAUCGGCCAUAUACCACUUCGGAUCUUCCUGCUGUUUUAUUCGCUCGUUUGGACACCCGCUCUGGUGAGAGGAAGGGGGUUUGUCAAUAUAUCUCUAUCCCCUAUGACGGGAGAAGAAGGGUCGACGACGAUACCAUGGGUUUAUAAGCUGUUCAAGGACAACGGAAGUAGACUUCUAGCAUCAUGCCCAGAAAUAGAAAUGGAUGAAAAGAAUCAUUGAACCG